Molecule: messenger RNA, 613 nt
Organism: Manacus vitellinus (golden-collared manakin)
Lineage: Eukaryota; Metazoa; Chordata; Aves; Passeriformes; Pipridae
Product: placenta-specific gene 8 protein
Exons: 5
Coding region: 126-464 (112 amino acids)
Biological process (GO): positive regulation of transcription by RNA polymerase II
Source: RefSeq, a predicted model, not a curated record
GCCAAUAAACCUCCUAGUGUGAGCAAGUUUAGUUUCACCAUCCCCAGAGCUCUUUCUGCAGGGUCCCGGCUGGCAAAGAAGCGUGCUCUUACAGAGGCUGCUCAUCAGAAGAAGUGCAUCUAGGAAUGGCCUCCCAGACGAUCGUGACGAUCCAGCCACAGUAUGGCAUGCCCGCUGCCUCGAGGUGCAUUUGGCAGACGGGGCUGAUGGACUGCUGCUCGGACUGCGGCGUCUGCUGCUGUGGGAUGUUCUGCUUCCCCUGCCUCGCCUGCCAAGUGGCCGGGGACAUGAACGAGUGCUGCCUGUGUGGGACCAGCGUGGCCAUGAGGACCCUCUACCGCACCAGAUACAACAUCCCGGGGUCCAUUUGCUCUGACUUCUGUGUCACCUUGUGUUGCCCCGUGUGCUCCGUUUGCCAAAUGAAGAGAGACAUCAACCGCAGGAGGGAGCAGGGCAUAUUCUGAUGGAUCCACGCUGCAUCCUGUGGAGCUGCUGGCAGGAGUUGCCACUGGCUUGGCUCUUGGGAAAUGCUCCAUGUGGGGCUUGCCUUGAUUCAGUUGAUUUCCCCUUCCCUGAGUAACACCAGCAAUAAAGUUUUGAGUUUGUCUUCCUA